AUGCUCUGGCAUGACUCAUGCAGAACUGUUUUGUUGCACCAAGGUGAGACCAAAGCGACCAUAAUGAAAGCAAUGCGUCAUUGGGAAAACCACACGUGUCUCAGUUUUGUCGAACGGGAGCCCCACCAUAAGUCCUACAUCAUCUUCACGGUUAAGGCCUGCGGAUGCUGUUCCUAUGUGGGUCGUCGAAGUGAAGAUGAACCACAGGCGAUUUCAAUCGGCAAAAAUUGCGACAAAAAGGGAAUCGUUAUCCACGAACUUGGUCACGUCAUCGGAUUCUGGCACGAACACACUAGACCCGAUCGGGACGACCAUGUCGAGAUUCUUCUGGAGAAUGUUGUUGAAGGCCAGGAUUUCAAUUUUAAGAAGAUGGACUCGGGCGAGGUUAAUUCCCUGCGAGAGCCCUAUGACUACAGCUCGGUUAUGCAUUACGCCAAGGGUACCUUUGCCAAACCAAACAAGGACGAAACAAUCAGGCCCAAGGCAUGCUGCCCACGUCCUCUAAUUGGUCAGAGAAUUCAACUCAGCCCCGGGGACGUUAGGCAAACUAACAAACUCUAUGGUUGUCCGAGUGAGUUUUCUUAG
Molecule: messenger RNA, 585 nt
Organism: Dibothriocephalus latus
Lineage: Eukaryota; Metazoa; Platyhelminthes; Cestoda; Diphyllobothriidea; Diphyllobothriidae
Source: the annotation of a GenBank genome assembly